AUGAAUAAGUUUGCCCCAAUGUAUUUUGACCAUCUUGACGACUCGGAUUCAAGUGUAGGAAUGAGACAUACUCGAAAACGUGUCAUGAUCAUUUCAUCAAGUGAUGAAAGCGAAGUUAAUCAGUGUGGCAGUUUUAUAAAUGAAGAUUAUAUGUAGAAAGCCGAAAAUUAUAGGCCAAUUAUACAUGAUUUUUCAAGUGUGGAUGGUGCAACUGUAAAUACGCAAAAUCUGUCGAGAAGGGAAGUUUUUGAAUUAUUUUUUAACAAAGAAUUAGUUACAAAAAUAAUUACAAAGACAAAUAAAUAUGGCGCAACCGACGCAGAUUUUAUACCUCUUAUAGACGAUGAAUUAAAAGUAUUUGUUGUUUUAAACAUUUUAAUGAGUUUAGUUUCUAAGCCCACUAUUCAGAAUUACUGGAUCACAGAUAAAAGCAUAGAAACACCAUAUUUUAAGACUAUUAUGUGCCGUAACCGAUUUUUCUCUAUUGCUAAAAAUUUACAUUUUUCUAGUAAUAAUAAUUCUAAUGACGCACUCAUAAAAAUUCGAGAAGUUUCUGAAAUAGUAAAAAAGACUUUUAUUCGCAUGUAUGUACCGAAUAAAAACAUUUUGAUUGAUGAUUCAUUAAUGCAAUGUAGAAGCCGUUUAGAUCAUAUACAAUUUAUUAGAACAAAACGAGCGAGAUUUGAUAUUAAGUUUUACAAACUGUGUGAUUCGAAAUCGAAAUAUAUACACAAUUUUAAUAUGUAUGUAGUAAAAGAUAAAACUAAUACUGCUAGCAGAAAUGUUGUGAUAAAUUUGUUGAAAGAGAGUAGGUUAUUGCAUAAAGGAUAUUGUUUGUUUAUUGACAAUUGGUACAGUUCACCGAGCUUAUAUCGAAAAUUAUAUAAUAUGGAAACAAAUGUAUGUGGAACAGCGAGAAUGAAUAGGAAAGAAAUGCCGCGAGAACUAAAAUUACACCAAUUACAAAAGGGAGAAGCUGUUGUAUUUUCUACAAGGGAUAUGGCGGCGAUAAAAUGGAAGGAUAAAAAAGAUGUCGUUUUACUAACAACUAUGCAUGGCGUAGAUUUUGCCGAAACUGGGAAAAUAAACCGAUAUAGCAGACAAAAAACUUUAAAACCAACAGUAGUAAUAGAUUACAAUCAAUAUAUGGGUGAAGUUGAUGUUGAUGAAAUGUUAAAUAAAUUUCAUACUAUGCGAAGAUGUAGAAAGGCCUAUAAGAAAAUAUUUUUUUAUUUCAUAGAUAUGAUGUUAUUAAAUAGUUACGUACUUUUUAAAAACAAUUAG
Messenger RNA from Vespa crabro (European hornet), 1284 nucleotides. RefSeq names its product piggyBac transposable element-derived protein 4-like. The transcript has 2 exons. Lineage: Eukaryota; Metazoa; Arthropoda; Insecta; Hymenoptera; Vespidae. The record is from RefSeq and is a predicted model, not a curated record.